Messenger RNA from Actinia tenebrosa (Australian red waratah sea anemone), 1155 nucleotides. RefSeq lists its product as uncharacterized. The record is from RefSeq and is a predicted model, not a curated record. NCBI's taxonomy places the organism in Eukaryota, Metazoa, Cnidaria, Anthozoa, Actiniaria, Actiniidae.
GCUGGACAAGGGAGCAGAUCAUUGUCGUUCAUAACUUGUUAUUUCAAAAGGUGUUUGUAGAAUUGAUACAAAGUGUUUUAAUCUUCGGAUAUAGCAGACUUGGUACAGGAACUUAUGAUGGAAAGAAUGUGUCGUCUUUUCAUAUUUUGCUUUGGGCUGAUAGCUUUCCCGCCAAACUCUGUUACCGGCCACCGUGGAUAUCACCUGGUUGUCAAGCCUCAAAACGUCUCUGAAGUGGCACCUCAGCGAAGAGCAUUCGUUACGGAAGCACUGACCGUUGGGAAUGUUCUGGUAUCGUUAUGGUCUUCAGCGUGGAGUGACAAAGGAAUAGAAAUAGACAUAUCAAACGAAAUGACGACCUCUCUCAAUGAUCCCACAUGGUACAUGCUCCAUGGACAUGCUGCCAUUCUUCCUCCAUUCCUCAUCGAAGAGAACGAACCGUCAGCAAAAAUUAAGUUCUUCAAAAAGCCAAGCAGCGGUUUUGGCACAGAAGGCGCAGCAUCGUAUCAGAUAACCAGGAUUCCCCAAGGAACACUUAGUCUUGUCUUUAUGUGGAAAGUACCUCAGUUAGCUGAUAUGGGAUUUUUCGUCAAGAUCGAGAUGGGAGCUCUAACAGGAGAACAACUCAAAAGCUUGUUUAAAAACGUCGAUAACAAUAGCCUGUGGUUUAAAUCCGAGAAACUAAAAAAAUGGGUAACCAACACAGAACAAGGUAUCACGUGGAAGGCAGCCAUGGGAACAAAAUCCCUCAACACACUUAAGAUUGUUGUCAUGUGAUAAACUGUUGCCAUAGUAACACAGUCCAUCAUGUCCUGAGAAUCGCUAUCUAUCGUAUGAAUUGUAUUAUAUUCUAAGUACCGACAAUACACAUGAAUGACUAAUGAGAUAUGCAUACUGGGGAAAAGUUGUGCGUCCACAGCGUGGACAACGAGGGGAGAGAGAGAAGAGUAUGAAGAAUGAAGAAUAUUCACGCUGAAGGGAAUGGGGGUCGCCGCGAUGUCAAGAAGGCCCGAUGGCGGCUUAAUAUAUGCAAGGCAGUUCAUCAUGGGAUCUCAUUAUAAUGUUAAUUCUCCGUUGUUAUUGCUGGCACUUAUAGAAUAGUUUAAUUUUGAUUAGGUAUUUGUAUAUCAAGUUGUGAAGUAAAUAAAUAAAUGA